This is a messenger RNA of Blastocystis hominis, 657 nucleotides long. RefSeq lists its product as hypothetical. Lineage: Eukaryota; Bigyra; Opalinata; Blastocystidae. The coding region runs from base 1 to 657 and encodes 218 amino acids. The record is from RefSeq and is a predicted model, not a curated record. Gene Ontology annotation, molecular function: oxidoreductase activity. The transcript has 5 exons.
AUGAGCAACUCUUAUGAGCAAUUGAAGAAAAUUACGGAAGAUCGGCACAGUGUACGCGCUUUUGAUGGAAAGCCAAUUGAAGACGGUGUCUUGGAGGAAAUCCUUGGAUACUCUCUCAGAUGUCCAACUUCGCUGAACCUCCAACCGUACAAGCUCAUCGUGGUGCGCAAUAAGGAAAAGUUGGAGGAUCUCGCUACAGGAAUGGAUGCUGGCAACGAUCAUGCUGUGAGAUCCAGCUCAGCGACAAUUCUCGUUCUGUCAGACCUUAGUUUGUCAGUUUGCAGGGUGUUAUUUGUAGAUCCAGAGAAGGACGCUCCCACCGGUAUGGGUCUCCUCCUUCUUACGUACUACACGAACACCAUUUUGAAUGUUCUCUUUGGCUGGAUUUUUGAUCUAUUCUUUUCCUUCCUUCGCUUGUUCAGAACUUCUCCCCGCCGAUUCUCUCGUGAAGCGUGGUCUUUCCAGCAGUGUGGCUUUAUGAUUCAAAACUUGAUUCUUCUUGCAAAGAGCAAGGGAAUCGACUCGCUUAUCAUGGAAGGGUUUACCGAAGACAAGGUUCGUCAGAUCAUGAAGAUUCCUAAGAGAUAUCAGAUCGCAUCGAUUGUUUCCUUUGGGUACAAGGCGCGCAAUGCUGUUGUAAAAGGUCGUGUUCGAUAG